Tarenaya hassleriana is the source of this 1655-nucleotide messenger RNA. RefSeq names its product homogentisate 1,2-dioxygenase. NCBI's taxonomy places the organism in Eukaryota, Viridiplantae, Streptophyta, Magnoliopsida, Brassicales, Cleomaceae. The transcript is spliced from 9 exons. Gene Ontology annotation, molecular function: homogentisate 1,2-dioxygenase activity. The coding region runs from base 122 to 1498 and encodes 458 amino acids. Gene Ontology annotation, biological process: L-phenylalanine catabolic process. The record is from RefSeq and is a predicted model, not a curated record. Gene Ontology annotation, cellular component: cytoplasm.
CAGACGUAAAGGCCUCCCGAUCGCGACGCCACGUCAGCUCACUCCACUGCGUGCGCACGCAUGUAUCGGUGUAUAUAUCGUCGUCCACAUCCUUCCCACUUGAUCCGGUGAAAGCGAAGCCAUGGGAGAGAAAGUGGAAGAAUUGGAGUACCAAUCGGGAUUCGGGAACCACUUCUCGUCGGAGGCGAUCGCCGGAGCACUGCCGCAUGGACAGAACAGCCCUCUGGUUUGUCCGUACGGCCUCUAUGCCGAGCAGAUCUCCGGCACCUCCUUCACUUCCCCUAGGAAGCUCAAUCAGAGAAGUUGGUUGUAUAGGAUCAAACCAUCAGUGACACAUGAACCAUUUAAGCCACGAGUCCCGGCUCAUGAGAAGCUUGUGAGUGAAUUCGACGGGUCGAAUAGUCGAACGAAUCCGACUCAGUUGCGGUGGAGGCCUGUAGAUAUUCCGGAUUCACCAACUGACUUCGUUGAUGGGUUAUUCACCAUUUGUGGAGCUGGGAGCUCGUUUCUUCGUCAUGGCUUCGCCAUUCACAUGUAUGCUGCUAACAAAGGAAUGGAAGAUUGCGCCUUGUGCAAUGCAGAUGGUGACUUCUUGCUAGUUCCCCAGUCAGGAAGGUUAUGGAUCGAAACAGAGUGUGGAAGACUAUUGGUCAGUCCUGGUGAAAUCGCCGUUAUACCUCAAGGAUUCCGUUUUUCCAUAGGUCUACCAGAUGGAAAGUCCCGUGGUUAUGUCGCUGAGGUCUUUGGAACUCAUUUUCAGCUCCCUGAUCUUGGGCCAAUAGGUGCCAAUGGUCUUGCUGCUGCGAGAGAUUUUCUUGCACCAACAGCAUGGUUUGAAGAUGGACUCAGACCUUCAUACACUAUUAUUCAGAAGUUCGGCGGUGAACUUUUUACUGCAAAGCAAGAUUUCUCUCCGUUUAACGUGGUUGCUUGGCAUGGAAAUUACGUGCCUUAUAAGUAUGGUCUACAGAAGUUCUGCCCUUAUAAUACUGUCCUGAUAGAUCAUGGGGAUCCAUCAAUAAACACAGUUCUUACAGCACCAACAGAUAAACCCGGGGUUGCAUUGCUCGAUUUUGUCAUUUUUCCUCCCCGAUGGUUGGUUGCGGAACAUACAUUUCGUCCGCCUUAUUAUCAUCGUAAUUGCAUGAGUGAGUUUAUGGGCUUAAUCUAUGGUUCAUACGAGGCAAAAGUUGGAGGCUUUGUCCCUGGCGGUGCAAGUCUUCACAACUGCAUGACACCACAUGGUCCGGACACGACAACAUACGAGGCUACAAUUGCUCGAGCAAACGAGAUGGUUCCUUCUAAGAUAACCGAUACAAUGGCGUUCAUGUUCGAGUCAUCGUUGAUCCCCAGAGUCUGCAACUGGGCGCUCGAGUCGCCGGUCCUGGACCAUGACUAUUACCAAUGCUGGAUCGGCCUCAAGUCCCAUUUCUCACGCCUAGGCAUCGAUGAUGAGGUAACCGAUGACGGUGUACACAAACAGGGGAAAGCACUGUGAGUGUGGAACACAAGUCUUUUGUCUGAAUCUUGUUUUAUACAUAAUGUUGAUGCAAUAAUUUGUUUGUGUAUAUAUGGAUAGAUAGUGAUGUACUUUGUAAGAGGCUUACCUGUAAGAAUAUAUGCAAUAAAGAGGUAACCCAUCCAAAAGUAACAUA